GACGCUUGUGGGCCGCAUGGCAGGAGCUCCGGGCGGCGGCGAGCCGCUGCUGCAGCGACCGGACUCUGGCCAGGGCUCGCCCGAGCCGCCGGCCCACGGGAAGCUCCAGCAGGGUUUCCUCUCCAGCCUCUUCACCCGGGACCAGAGUUGUCCGCUCAUGCUCCAGAAGACGCUGGAGACGAAUCCGUAUGUCAGACUUCUACUUGAUGCUAUGAAACACUCAGGUUGUGCUGUGAAUAGGGGAAGACACUUUUCCUGUGAAGUCUGCGAUGGAAACGUCAGCGGAGGCUUUGAUGCGUCUACGUCUCAGAUUGUUUUGUGCGAGAAUAAUAUCCGGAAUCAGGCGCACAUGGGCAGGGUUGUCACCCACGAGCUCAUUCACGCGUUUGACCAUUGCCGGGCUCAUGUCCACUGGUUCACCAAUAUCAGACAUCUGGCAUGCUCGGAGAUUCGAGCCGCAAGCCUCAGUGGGGACUGCUCCCUUGUGAACGAACUCUUCAGGCUGCGUUUUGGAUUAAAGCAACACCAUCAGACUUGCGUGCGGGACAGAGCUGUUCUCUCUAUCCUGGCGGUCCGGGGCGUCAGCAGAGAGGAGGCCCAGAAGGCUGUGGACGAAGUCUUCCAGACCUGUUUCAAUGACCGGGAGCCCUUCGGCAGGAUCCCGCACAACCAGACGUAUGCCAGAUAUGCUCACAGGGACUUUCAGAACCGUGACCGCUACUACUCCAACAUAUGAGGACGGUGGCCGUCUGUCAGGACCAUGAGGAACAUGCGGUUCUUUGGCACAGAAUGUAUGAAAUGUAAAUGGUCAGUUAGGUUCAAGGCAUAAAUUGCAGAAUGUGCUGAUUUUAGCAUUUGACUACAAAAAAAAAAAGAAAAAGAAAAAAGAAAAAAAAAAAAAAGGACACAGCAGAAAGGAACUCCUUAAACUGCAGGGUAGAAAUGGGAUCUUUAUAGCGAAUCAUUUAGUGAAAAAGGUAAAUAAAUGACAUUUUUGUAUUUUC
This is a messenger RNA of Mus pahari (shrew mouse), 1004 nucleotides long. It is a transcript of the gene Atp23, whose product is annotated as ATP23 metallopeptidase and ATP synthase assembly factor homolog. The record is from RefSeq and is a predicted model, not a curated record. Gene Ontology annotation, cellular component: extrinsic component of mitochondrial inner membrane. The transcript is spliced from 6 exons. Gene Ontology annotation, molecular function: metalloendopeptidase activity. NCBI's taxonomy places the organism in Eukaryota, Metazoa, Chordata, Mammalia, Rodentia, Muridae. Bases 17 to 736 code for a protein of 239 amino acids. Gene Ontology annotation, biological process: mitochondrial proton-transporting ATP synthase complex assembly; mitochondrial protein processing.